CUUGUUACAAUGUCUGGUCGUGGGAAAGGUGGGAAAGGUUUGGGCAAGGGAGGCGCCAAGAGGCAUCGCAAGGUACUUCGUGACAAUAUCCAGGGUAUCACGAAGCCUGCAAUCCGCCGCCUGGCUCGCCGUGGCGGAGUCAAACGCAUCUCGGGCUUGAUCUACGAGGAGACGCGCGGCGUGCUGAAGGUGUUUCUGGAAAAUGUCAUCCGCGACGCCGUCACUUACACCGAGCAUGCCAAGAGAAAGACUGUGACCGCCAUGGAUGUCGUGUACGCUCUGAAGCGUCAGGGCCGCACUCUGUACGGCUUCGGUGGCUGAUCAGAAUAUCAAGGCUGUAUAUUACAAACUAGCUCAAAGGCCCUUUUAAGGGCCGCCCACCUUUUCAUGAAAAGAGCUGACACAGUUUGGGUUGCUAAAAGC
Messenger RNA from Zootoca vivipara (common lizard), 423 nucleotides. Its product is annotated as histone H4. The record is from RefSeq and is a predicted model, not a curated record. Gene Ontology annotation, cellular component: nucleosome. NCBI's taxonomy places the organism in Eukaryota, Metazoa, Chordata, Lepidosauria, Squamata, Lacertidae. Gene Ontology annotation, molecular function: DNA binding; protein heterodimerization activity; structural constituent of chromatin.